AUGAGUGUGGAGAUUCUAGACGGCGCGACCAUAGUGGGGUUCGUGGAGGACGAGGAAGCGUUCGGAGUGUGUGUGAGGGAGCUGUUCCGGCAGCUGGACACGGACAAGGACGGGCUUCUGUCGUACGCGGAGAUGCUGAAGGAGUUGCAGAGGCUGAGGGUGUUGGAGAGCCAUUUUGGUGUGGACGUGAAGCGUGAGCCGGAGGAGUUGGCACGUGUGUACGAGUCCCUGUUCGUGCAAUUCGACCACGACCUGAAUGGGAGGGUUGACAUGGAAGAGUUCAAGGAGGAAACGAAGGAGAUAAUGCUUGCCAUGGCCAAUGGCCUUGGCUCUCUCCCCGUUCAGAUGGCCCUCGAACACGAUAGUCUUCUCAUGAAGGCCGUUCAACGAGAGUGCUCUCCCAAAUUUUCAGCUUAG
Sphenostylis stenocarpa is the source of this 417-nucleotide messenger RNA. NCBI's taxonomy places the organism in Eukaryota, Viridiplantae, Streptophyta, Magnoliopsida, Fabales, Fabaceae. The record is from the annotation of a GenBank genome assembly.